Tigriopus californicus is the source of this 3774-nucleotide messenger RNA. RefSeq names its product protein diaphanous-like (gene dia). Gene Ontology annotation, biological process: actin filament polymerization; actin cytoskeleton organization. The coding region runs from base 257 to 3739 and encodes 1160 amino acids. The transcript has 11 exons. Gene Ontology annotation, molecular function: microtubule binding; actin binding; small GTPase binding. The record is from RefSeq and is a predicted model, not a curated record. NCBI's taxonomy places the organism in Eukaryota, Metazoa, Arthropoda, Copepoda, Harpacticoida, Harpacticidae. Gene Ontology annotation, cellular component: cytoplasm; actin filament.
CCCGCCAGAUUGUUGGGCCCUAUGAAAAAGGUUGUGAUCGUUUUGGGGUGUGAACCUGGCCCUAGAUGGGUAUUGUCGAAUGAGGGCAGUGCCGACCCGUGGGUUGACGAAGGGCUGAAUCAAACAUUUCGACUCGCCCCGAUUUCUGGAAAGAGUGUCAUCCCGGCGGUUGUGAGGUUGAGUCAUGCCCGUGCUCCCCCUAAGGGAAACGUCAUUCAUCGCUUAGCCCAUCCGACGUGCGCCUGACGGGUUCAUCAUGUCCAAGGACAAAUCCAAGACCAAAGUCAUGGUGGACAAGUUCAUGGGCGGGAUUGGAGGAGGUGGGAAAGGUCGCAAAGGAGGCCACCAUCCGCCUGGGGGUGGCCCUUUGUCAAGACCUUCGUCUGUGGGAGACUUUAAUGAAGUGGAAGAGGAUACGUGGAAUUCCAUAUCCCAAAUGGAUGAUCAAGAGGUCUUACAAGAAUUCGAGAAGAUGCUCGAAAACAUGAACCUCAACGAGGAAAAGAAACAGCCCCUUAGAGACUUGGAUAUCGCCAAGAAACGUAGCAUGUUGUCGAUGAACAAUCGGAACAUUGCCCGCACACAAUUCCAUUCACCCGCAGAUUAUAUUCAGUUCUUAUCCGGUUCUGACCUAAGUUUCCAGAAGAAGUUUAGCUGUGUGGAGUCCCUUCGAGUGGCCUUAACGAACAAUUCCUUAGAAUGGGUCAAGGAGUUUGGAACGAAAGGCUUAAAACAAGUGCUGUCAUUGCUCAACGAAUGCUUCAGAGGGGAAGGCCGGUCCGAGAAAUUACAACUAGAAUGUAUUCGAUGUCUGAAGGCCUUCAUGAACAACACCUUUGGUAUCAAAUGUGUCUUCGAGCAACGGGAAGCGCUCAGCCUGUUGGCACGUUCUCUAACCCCCAAUCUUAGUAAUGUCAUGCUCGAGUCGGUCAAGUUGCUUGCCGCCACCUGUUUAUUGGCCCCUUAUGGCCACGAAAAGGCCUUGGAGGCCAUCACCAUCGCCGGAGAAAUGAAGGGUGGCGAGCGGUUUGGCCCCAUCGUUCAAGGUCUUCUUAUUAAGAACAAUGAACAGUUGAGAACGAAUUGCAUCACUCUAAUCAACUCCAUCGUGUCCAAUCCCGAGGAUCUGGAUUUCCGACUCCACCUACGAAAUGAGUUCAUGCGGGUGGGCCUUAUGGACGUUUUGGAGUCUCUUGAGAGUGAGGAUGUGACGGAGGAACUACAGAUCCAAUUAAGUGUGUUCUCGUCAGAACGCGAAGCUGACUUUGAGGAGUUUGCAUCCCGGUUUGACAACAUUCGCCUUGAAAUUGACGAUGUCAAUGAAUGCUUUGAAUUGGUGAAGAACUUGGUUCUGGACACAGCGGGUGAACCCUAUCUACUGUCGAUACUGCAACAUUUUCUGUGUAUUCGCGACGAUGUUCUAAUUCGGCCAGCUUACUACAAGCUUAUUGAAGAAUGUGUAUCUCAAAUAGUGUUGCAUAAAAGUGGGUGUGAUCCGGACUUUCGAGCCACAAAGAGGUUCAAUAUCGAUGUGUCGCCCCUUAUUGAAAAUCUGGUGGAGAAAGGCCGCAUGGAAGAAGGUGGAGGAAACAUUGACAGUAUGAAGAAAGAACUAGAGAGAGCCCUUACCGAAAAACAAGAAGCAGAUGCCAAACUCUCCCAAGCUCAAGCUCAAAUUGCACAACUCGAAGAGGCCGUUCGAUCGGGAGGUGGUUCACCAUCCAAGCUACCUGUGGUGCCCGGUCUUGUUCCAAGAGCACCGUCAGCUAGCGGAGGUCCCCCGCCGCCUCCACCCCCAGGAGGAAUGGCUGGCCCACCUCCACCUCCUCCACCGCCACCCCCUGGCCCGGGCGGAGGUCCUCCACCUCCUCCGCCUCCGCCUCCUCCAGGCUCCGGGGGAGGGCCACCCCCUCCACCUCCUCCACCAGGUAUGGGUGGUGGUCCACCUCCUCCACCUCCACCGGGUAUGGGAGGACCACCUCCGCCCCCUGGCAUGCUUCGCCUAGCGGGUCCAAAUCAGGAAGAGAUCCUCCAGAAAUUGGGCAUGAAGCGCAAGAAGAAAUGGCACGUGGAAAACCAGACCAAACGCACCAAUUGGAAGGCCAUCCCAGCCACCCAGCUUACUGAAAACGCCUUCUGGACCAAAGUGGACGAGGAGAAACUAGCCUCAGAGUCCCUGAUUGAAAAUCUCAUGAACAAGUUCAGUACCAAACCGGUGCCCAAGCAACUGGAAAUGAACAUGGAGUCAAAUGGCACGGGAACGGGCAAGAAGAAAACCAAGGAGCUGAAGGUGCUUGAUCACAAGGCUGCGCAAAAUCUCUCGAUUCUUUUGGGCGGUGCUCUGAAGCACAUCUCUCACGACGAUCUCAAGACGUGUAUCCUGCAUUGUGAUACCGAUGUCCUGACGGAAAACCUCCUCCAAUCGUUGAUUCAAUACAUUCCCGCCCCCGAUCAGCUAAAUCGUCUCAAGGAGUUUGAAAAAGAUUACGAUAAUCUCUCUGAGGCCGAGCAAUUUGCCAUAAGCAUUUCCGGCAUCAAACGACUAGUUCCUCGGCUCAAAUCUCUCAUGUUUCAACAACGCUAUCCGGAACUCGUCCAAGACUGCAAACCGUUUAUUGUGGCGGCUACAGCGGCCUGUGACGAGGUCCAAAAGAGCAGAAAGUUCUCUCAACUUCUUCAAAUCAUCCUUCUCAUUGGAAAUAUCAUGAAUACGGGAUCAAAGAACGCCCAAUCCUUGGGUUUUGACAUUAGUUAUUUGCCGAAGCUCUCGAACACGAAAGAUCGUGAAAACAAGGCUACAUUGUUGCAUUUCCUGGUGGAAUAUGUGGAACGUGAUUACCCGGAAUUAUUGAGCUUUGGUGACGAGCUUUUCCAUUUAGAUAGCGCCUCUCGCGUUUCUGUGGAAUCGAUUCAAAAGAUUCUCAAGCAAAUGGACGCGUCCAUCAAAAACAUGGAGACAGACCUCAAGAAUGCCCAAAGAUCUCCAUCUGAUAAGGACGACAAGUUUGUCGAAAGAACUUCCGAAUUCAGUCAAGCUGCUCGCGCUCAAUGUGAUACCCUAUUGGCAAUGUCCAAGAAAAUGGAAGAGCUCUACACCUCUUUGAGCGAAUACUUCGUCUUCGAUAAGCAAAAAUACACCCUGGAAGAGUUCAUGAGUGACAUUAAAGAGUUCAAAGAUCAAUUCUACAAAGCUUACGACAACAUCAAGAAAGAACGCGAGGCGGUCGAGAAACAACAGCGGGCCCGUGAAGCCCGUGAAAAGCAAGACCGAGAGCGGGCGGAGCGGGCGGCCACACGGAAGCAUCUAGUGAAUUUCAACGGGCCAGAAGACCAAGAGGGAGUCAUGGAUAGUCUAAUGGAGGCCUUGAAGACUGGGUCUGCCUUUAAUCGCGAUCAAAAGCGGAAACGCGCACCUCGCGCUCAUGGAGCGGAGCGGCGUGCUCAACUGAACCGGAGUCGCUCCAGAGGUCCAAAUCAAGGAAGUUCACCUACGGUAGCCAAAGAAAUUGUCGAUAUCCUGUCGGAUAACAUGGAGAACGAUCCUUCGGGAGGGCGCCCCAUGCGAAGAGAACGCCGAGCUCAUCCGUCCACGACGCUUAACUUUGCGGGUGGUGCCCGUGAACGGGAAUUCACACCCUCUUUCCCCAAUUCCAGUCAACGGUCGGAAUCCGGAGGUGGGUCAGAAGCCACCAACGGAGAUAGCGCGGAUGUGUUGUUAAGGAAACUUCGUCAAUUGUGAUUAAUCACGGACAUCACAUCCAACCCCCCCCCCAU